Molecule: messenger RNA, 3723 nt
Organism: Heterostelium album PN500
Lineage: Eukaryota; Evosea; Eumycetozoa; Acytosteliales; Acytosteliaceae
Product: patatin family protein
Exons: 3
Coding region: 1-3723 (1240 amino acids)
Biological process (GO): glycerophospholipid catabolic process
Cellular component (GO): cytosol
Molecular function (GO): A2-type glycerophospholipase activity; protein binding
Source: RefSeq, a predicted model, not a curated record
AUGAUAUUUGAUUUCGAUUCAAAAGGUAGAUUAUUUCUAAAUCUAUGGAUUGUUAAACCGUUUCAUUUACAACCAUGGAUGGCAAUGACUAUCGGUGUGUUUGCAAUAUUGGGUGCAUUCAGAUUGUAUGUCUAUAUUUCGACACGCUCCAUCAAGAAGCGUUAUGCACCGGCUCAUCGAAGAAAAGAUAGUAUAGCAGAGCCACUCCUACUUCUCAAGCAGAUGAUCAAUACCAAGCCAAAGAAAUUCGGUGAUAUAUUCCCAGAGGAGUUGAGAGAGCUGGCGAAACGACGUGUUGCCGUACUGAAAGAAGCCAACCCAUUUGGAAUGCAGACAAUAUAUAAUAACAACUAUCAAGGUGCAGGAACAGGAGCAGGUGGUGGAAGUCCAGGAAGUGGUCAUGGAAGAAGUAAUAUGAAGAGAUCCAGUUCUUUGAACUUUAGACAAAGUCCAACACUCGGAAGAUUCUCACCGAAAACAGCAUUCAAUCCAAUGCAGUUCAGAACACCACAGAGCUUAAAGUCGGGUUCGACCAUAUUCGAGAAGGAACCAUCGCCUUUGGCAUUGUCACCUACACCAACAUUCAAUGAUAACAGCGUCAACAUCAACAACACAAACAUUAACAACACAAGUAGCAGUAUUGGAUCCUCGUUACUGACAUCACCAACUACAACAAUGGAUAGCAGUGGAAAGUCAUUUGUCAACAGUCCUGCUGCUGCCGGUUUUAAUAGCAAUACAACAGCUAGUUAUCUCAAGAGAAGCAAUAAUAGCAUCCAAAAGGAUGAGAUUAACUUUAUUAAUGAACAAGAGAAGUUGAUUGGUGGUUCUCCAAAGAUUGGAACGGUUCUACAACAACAACAACAACAGGCUGAUCAACCAACUAUUGAAGAGGAAGAAGAAGAUAGACAAUCGGAUUCAUCUAAUACUAGUUCCAGUUCAAAUAAUUUCCAAGAUACUCCACCAAUGUUCAGAAUGGGAUCGUCAAGUGGCAAGAGAAUCGUUCCAUCGACAAACUAUGGACUGGUGGGUCUGGCGCUUUCCGGUGGUGGAAUUCGUUCGGCAACUUUCAAUCUCGGUCUGCUCCAAGCGCUUUCAAAGCAUCGAUUGUUUCGCAAGGUAGACUAUCUGUCUACUGUCAGUGGUGGUGGAUUCAUUGGUAGUUGUUUGAUAUCGUUGCUCUCCGAGGGUACACACACCUCCGAUUGGAAUAACUUCCCGUUUCACUACAGUCGUGGUAUGAAAGAGGGAAUACCACUCAAGCAUCUGCGUAACAGUGCCAACUACUUGGCCAAUGGAUUGUUUGAAUUCCUUCUCUUCCCGGUGUUGAUUCUCCGUGGAAUCGUCUUGAAUCUCAUUUCCAUAUUCCCAUUCGUUUGGGGACUUCUGCUGUUCGAGCGUUACGUACCAAUCAAGUUUGGAGUGAACUACUAUCUCACUCUGAGAAUCGCGUGGAAUCUACUGAUACACAUUCUCAUAUUCCCAUUGAUCUCCCGACCGAAAGUGACCAUUCCUGCAAUCAUACUGUUCCUCUCGAUCUACAGUACCGAUCUCUCUGCAUUCUUCUCAAAGGCGAACAACUUUGAGAUUGCUGCAUCGUUGUGUCUUCAUCUCUACUUGAAUCAUCCGUGGCUACUCAGAAAGGAAGAUAGUAAAGUAUGGUACGAUCGUUCAUUCGGCUGGUUGUUCAUCGUUUUGAUAUCGCUUGGAUUCGUCGAAUCACUUCCACUCAUCGAGAAUGUUUACAUCCAAUACUUUGGCGGUGAAACAUCGUUCCGUGUCUAUCCACUCUUUUGUCUGUUUGCUUUGAUUCUUGCCGACUCGUUGGCAUUCACUCUCCUCACCAACCCAAAGCUGUCGCCAGUGAAACGAUUGACAUUCCAUAUCUUUGUAUCGAUUGUCGGUCCACUUCUCUUGAUACUCACCUAUCUUGAACUGAGUGUCUGGUUGGAUUCGUCGUCGUCGCUCUUUGGUAUUGGCAAUGGAAUUUGUUUCUUUGUUUCACUGCUCUCUUUCUUCACGAUGGAUAUCAAUGAAACAUCGAUGCACAAAUACUAUCGUGAUAGACUGUCCAAGGCGUAUAUGUUCUCCAUCAAGAAUGGAAGAUUCCGUCCGUACGGUGGUGAAAAGAUUAGUCGACUCAAUCGCCGUUCCGUCGCACCCUAUCUUCUCAUCAACACAACACUCAACUACACAACCAACAACGAUCCAAACGGAAUUCCUGACUCUAGAGGUUCCGAUUUCUUCAUGUUCAGUCAGCACUUUGUUGGGUCAGAGACUUGUGGUUAUCGUUCGACCGAGCAGAUGGAGAAGUUGGAUCGCCGACUUGACCUUGCAACUGCCGUUUCCAUCUCUGGUGCCGCCGUAGGUACAAAGAUGGGAACUGCUACCAUACCAACACUGGUUCUCUCACUCGGUAUUCUUAAUAUUCGUCUUGGCUAUUGGCUACCGAAUCCUCUUGGUAUCUUCCUCAGUCAUCCUUACCUCGGUCGUCUAUUCUAUGGUGGUUUCGCAUGUUAUCAUCUUGUCAAAGAGUUUGGAUGGACUGCAAUGACCUCGAAGGACUGGUGUAUCAAUCUCAGUGAUGGUGGACACAUCGAAAAUCUCGGUGCCUACGAACUCAUCAAGAGAAGAUGUAAAUACGUUAUCAUCUCUGAUGCUGAAGCUGACCCCGAUAUGACAUUCCCAAGUUUAGCACAACUUAUGAGAUUAGUUAGAAUUGACUUUGGAAUCAAUAUUCAAAUCAAUUUAGAUGAUAUUCGUAGAGGUGGAAAUGGAUACAGUCAAAAGCAUUGGACAGUUGGUAAAAUCAUCUAUCAAAAGAAAAAGAGUUAUUCUAAUCCACAAGAUAGUGAUACUGAGAAUCCACCAAGUGGAGAAGUUGGUUAUCUGCUCUAUAUAAAGUCAUCGUUGACAGGUGAUGAAGAUGAGGUUAUCAAAGAGUAUCAAUCUCAACAUCCUUCGUUCCCUCAUGAAUCGACCACCGACCAGUUCUUUACCGAGUCACAGUUUGAAGCCUAUCGUAGUCUUGGAUAUCACAUCGGUGGUAGUUCAUUGUUUGGUCCAAAGCACAACCGAUUGUUUGAUGGCGAGGAUGUAGAUUCAUUCUUUGAGCGUAUCUACCAGUCGUGCACAGGUGAACUUCCUAAAGGUUGGCAAGAGAAGCGUGACGAUAGCGGUAGUCAAUACUUUGUUCAACAGGACAUGAAGAAGAAGACAUGGUUCGAUCCUCGUCUCAGAAAGACAUCUGCAUCCGGUACUCAAGUUCCACCAGGUGUAUCGCAAUCUGCCAGUGCUAUACCAAUUACAACAACCGUAAUUCCAACAACAACUUCAAUUUCCAUUUCUAAAAAUCAUAAUAAUAAUAACAACAACAAUAAUAUGAAUAAUAUUAAUAAUGUGAAUCUCGAUUCAGUUAGUGGUUUUCGUGUUGCCAACAAUAAUAUCAACAAUAACAACAAUAUAAUUCAUAAUAAUAAUAAUAAUAAUAAUAUAAAUAAUGUUAGUCGUACACCAACAACUACAACGAUAACAACCACUAUCACCAACAACAAUGAUCAUUUGAUACCUGCACCCACAACUCUAACUUCAACACUACCACCAACACACUCGAAUGGUAAUGAAAACGACGAUGACAGUGAUACUGAUGGUAAUACCAAUGAAGGAGUUAUAAGUGGUGGUAAAAAUGGUGAUAUACUCGGAGGUGUAUCAUUACCACCACAAUAA